Molecule: messenger RNA, 1159 nt
Organism: Homalodisca vitripennis (glassy-winged sharpshooter)
Lineage: Eukaryota; Metazoa; Arthropoda; Insecta; Hemiptera; Cicadellidae
Product: tigger transposable element-derived protein 4-like
Exons: 1
Coding region: 56-1159 (367 amino acids)
Cellular component (GO): nucleus
Molecular function (GO): DNA binding
Source: RefSeq, a predicted model, not a curated record
UAAAUAUGCACUGGAAAGGUUGAACUCGUGCUAUAAUGUUCUAAUAUGUGAAACAAUGUACUAUUCAAGUAAAGCUGAGCACUUUGCUAGAUUUUUGGGCCACACAGAGUUUAAAGCCAGCAAUGGGUGGCUUGAAAAUUUUAAAAAAAGGCACAACAUUUCUUUUAAGAAAGUUUGUGGAGAAAGAGGAGCUGUAGACGAUGACGUAGUAGUUGAUUGGAAGGCUUCAUUACCAGAUCUCAUUAAAGAUUAUGACCCCAAAAACGUAUUCAAUGCUGACGAAACUGCUCUGUUCUUUAAGUGUCUCCCUGAUAAGACUUACGAGUUUAAAGAGGAAAAAUGUCACGGGGGCAAACACAACAAAGAACGAAUUACUCUUUUGCUUGCGUCAAACAUGACAGGUACGGAUAUGUUAAAACCUCUAGUGAUAGGGAAAUCAAAAAAACCUCGAUGCUUUGCUGGAGUAAAGUCAUUACCUGUUGACUACACAGCAAAUAGGAAAGCAUGGAUGAAUGCGGAGUUGUUUGCAGAUUGGUUACUUAAGUUAGAUAAGCAAAUGGGCAAAGGGAAGCGAAAAAUUAUUUUAUUUAUUGACAACUGCAGUGCUCACAACACUAUUCCUGAGCUCAAAUGGGUAAAGGUCCAGUUUUUACCAGCAAAUACGACAUCAAAAUUACAACCUCUGGAUCAGGGCAUUAUUAAGAAUUUUAAAGUUCUUUACAGAACUGAAGUUGUAAGAAGAUUUGUGGCUGAUAUUGAAGACGGAAAGGAGUGUUCAAUCAAUCUGUACAUUCACCGUACACAAACCGUUGAUGUUGAAAAAAUCCCCAAGCGACAAAGACAUGGAUCACAACUGCAGAAAUCAAGAAUCUUUAUCAACUCUGCAUACAACACACGAAACAAACAAACACCACUGGGGUCGGACCAUAUACAGCCUUGCACACCCCCAGCAGACGAAAAUGCUAAUAAAUCAUUGUCCAAAGACUCCAGGAGAAAACUGCAAACCCCAAAACUGAGCACCUAUCAAGUGACGACACAAGGCUUAGCCCAAGUAACAACUGACCAGCUAAUAGGGAAGAGUGGGGGAGAUAGUCAAACCCCGUCACAAAAACAGAGCACCUAUCAAAGUAUGGACAUUGCUGCCCAAAAUACAAAUUAA